AUGGCGCAACUAGUGGUAGCUGCAAGUGACGUCGCUCCCUAUCAACCGUCUCAAGAAGCUAGUGUUGGUUCGAACAAACGAAAGGAAAAAGAGAAGCUGUAUGUGAACACCCACGCAUCUGGCAAUUCGGUGGACAACGUUGGUAAACGGAAUCCUCCUAGCAAUCCUGAAGGCAAGCAGAACCAACCAAAACCGUGCCCAAUUUGUGGGAACAAGGUGCGAGACUGCGACGACUUCAAGAAGUGCAACCUGGAGGAACGUUGGAUGCGCGUUCAGCAGCAUUACCUAUGCAGACGGUGCCUGGUAGCACACGGAAAGUUCCCGUGCAAGGCAACAUCGUGUGGAAUGGAAGGAUGUGAUGAGCGGCACCAUAAGCUUUUGCAUCCUGGAAAGCCUCAGCCAGUAGUCCCAGCAAAACAGGCCACGGCGACCGAAACCGUAAACGUCCACACCGCUCUGAAGGUAUCCACGCUCUUUCGUAUAGUACCAGUGACGCUGUACAGUAACGAAAGAUCUGUCCACACGUUUGCGUUUUUGGACGAAGGGUCCUCGUCUACACUGGUCGACGUCCGUAUUGCCCAGGAGUUGGGAGUGAAAGGUGAAGUUCAUCCGCUUUACUUGCAAUGGACCAGUGAUGUUGAACGAUGUGAGGACAACUCUCAGCUGAUUCGACUCGAAAUCUCGGGUCGUGGGGCCAAGAAACGAUACGUCGUUGCAGCAGCUCAUACCGUGAAUCAACUGUGUCUUCCUCAACAAAGCUUGCCGUUUGAUGAACUCGCUCAACAGUUUCCGCACCUCCGUGGUCUACCCAUUCAAGGAUACCGCAACGCCACUCCAACAAUUCUGAUUGGUUUGGACAACACUCACCUGAAGAUUCCCCUUAAGGUACAGGAAGGCAGAGUCGGGCAACCAGCGGCGGCCAAAACCAGACUGGGUUGGACGGUGUACGGCCCUAUUCCUGGUGAAAGCUCUUCGACUCAGCAGUGUCAGUUUCAUCUGUACAAGGAAGCUCAAAACCCUGACGAUGUGUUACACGACCUUGUGAAGGAGUUUUUCUCGGUGGAGCACGUUGGUGUUGCUGUAGCUCCUUUGUUGGAAGGAUCCGACGAAAUGCGUUCCAGAAAGAUCCUUGAAGAAACGACUUUACGGCUGCCAUCCGGUCGGUUUCAGACAGGGCUGCUCUGGAAAUACGACCACAUCCACUUUCCAGACAGUAAGCCGAUGGCAGAGAGUCGGCUCAAAUCACUGGAGCGUCGUUUGAGGCGGAAACCUGAAUUGUUCGAGAACCUGCAGCAGCAGAUAGUCGAGUACGUGGAGAAGGGAUACGCACACAAAAUAACGCAGGAGGAGGUUCUCAGCUCGGAUCCCAAGAAAGUGUGGUAUCUUCCGUUGGGGGUGGUUGUUCAUCCCAAAAAGCCAGGAAAGGUUCGCAUAGUCUGGGAUGCGGCAGCGAGCGUCCAAGGCCAGUCUCUCAACUCUGCCUUGCUUCCAGGACCAGAUCUGUUGUCCUCCCUCCCGUCAGUGCUCUCCAAAUACCAUCAACGCCAGGUGCCAAUCUGUGGCGAUAUAAAGGAGAUGUUUCAUCAGUUCCAGAUCAGACCCGAGGAUCGACAGGCACAACGGUUCCUGUUUCGAAGUGACUUCUCCAAAACACCUGACAUCUACGUCAUGGACGUGGCCACUUUUGGUGUAACUUGCUCCCCCUCUGCUGCACAGUUCAUUAAAAAUCAAAAUGCGAAGGAUUUUGAGUCCGAAUUUCUCGAGGCUGCCACAGCGAUCGUCCACAAUCACUAUGUGGACGACUAUUUGGACAGUCGGGACACCGUCGAUGAAGCAGCAGAACUGGCACUGCAAGUGAAAACAGUCCAUGCUAAAGCCGGGUUUCACAUUCGGAACUGGAUGUCCAACUCCGAAGAGGUGCUUUCACGGGUCGGGGAUUCGGCUGACGAAUCUGCGAAGAAUUUCAAGACGCACUCAACUGCAGUUUCAGAACGCGUACUCGGGAUGAGCUGGUUUCCUGAAUCGGACGAGUUCGGAUUCCGCGGACUUUUCCGCGAACAACUAAUGCCCCUGCUUCAUGGAGAUGUGGUCCCAACAAAACGGCAGCUCCUCCAAGUGGUCAUGAGCAUUUUCGAUCCACUAGGUCUGGUGUCGCUCGCCGUGGUUCACGGAAAGAUCCUCGUUCAGAAGGCGUGGCGAGCAAAAAUCGGGUGGGAUGACAAAAUCAGCGAAGACUUGCUCGAACUAUGGCGUCGGUGGAUUGAGCUGUUGAGUCAGCUCGACACAGUUCGCAUACCACGGUGCUACUUCCCAGCAUACCUUCCGGAAAGCUACGAAUCUUUGCAGUUACACAUCUUUGUAGAUGCGAGUGAAGAGGCGUACGUGGCAACCGCCUUCUUCAGGAUCGUAGACCAGUCUCAAGUUCGCUGCUCUCUGGUAUCGUCAAAGACGAAAGUUGCCCCACUGAAGUUACUGUCAGUUCCCCGUCUUGAGCUCCAGGCUGCGUUACUAGGAACCAGAUUAGCAGAGUCUGUAGCGGAAAACCACACUCUGCGAAUCAAACAACGAUUCUUCUGGAGUGAUUCUUCCACUGUCCUUUCUUGGCUACGCUCGGACCAUAGACGAUAUCGCCAGUUUGUAGCGUACCGCGUGUCGGAGAUCCUGGACACUUCGAAAGUAGAUGAAUGGCACUAUGUUCCCUCGCACCUUAACGUGGCGGAUGAUGCCACUAAGUGGAAAGAGCGGCUCCAGAUCAGCAACAGUCAUCGCUGGUUCAGCGGACCAGACUUCCUGUACGAUCCUCCAAAGCAGUGGCCAAAACAGGAGGUGCAAUCUACCACAACAACGGAGGAACUGAGACCCAUUCACGUUCAUAGAGAGCUUCGGAAGGAACAAGUGGUGCAAUUCAGCCGCUUUUCCAAGUGGGAACGAUGUCUACGUGCUGUCGCCUACGUUCACCGCUUCGUAGACCAGCUGAAGCGGAAGCGGAAUAAAGCAGAAUCCGACGUAACAGCCAUCCUUACUCGAGAAGAGCUUCAGCGUGCGGAACAGACGGUUAUCAAGCAGGCCCAGUUCGAAACCUUCGGAGAUGAGGUGAUCACGAUGCGGAACAAUCAGACUCUACCAGUAGAUCAGCGUCAGCGCCUCGAAAGUUCAAGCAAGCUGUACAAACUGUCUCCUUUCUUGGACAAUCAAGGCGUAGUUCGAAUGGAAGGACGGAUCGACGGUUUCUCUGAUGCGACGUUUGAUUUCAAAUACCCUACUGUGCUGCCGAAGAACCACUACGUUACCCAGCUCAUCGUCGAUUCGUACCAUCGGCGGUACAAGCAUUCCAACGGAGAGACAGCAGUGAAUGAAAUGCGGCAGAAAUAUCACCUGCCGGAGAUGAGAGCAGCAUUUCGAAAGAUCAGCAAAACUUGCAUGUGGUGUAAGGUCUACAAGGCGACACCCGCAGUUCCAAGAAUGGCACCGCUACCGGAGGCACGAGUCACUCCCCGCAUCAGGCCGUUCAGCUUCGUUGGAGUGGAUUACUUCGGCCCGCUGUUGGUAGUCCAAGGUCGUCGUGAAGUGAAGCGAUGGGUCGCCCUCUUCACCUGUCUGACAAUCAGGGCGAUCCAUCUAGAAGUCGUCACCAGCUUAUCAGCGGAGUGCUGCAAGAUGGCAUUACGGCGGUUCAUAGCACGGAGGGGGGCACCUUCGGAGAUCUACAGUGAUCAAGGGACUAACUUCGUUGGAGUCAGUGGCGAGUUAAAGGAGCAAGUCAGAGCAGUCAACCAAGAGCUAGCAUCAACAUUCACCAAUACGGUCACCCAAUGGCGCUUCAAUCCUCCAGCUGCGCCGCAUAUGGGGGGGUCUUGGGAGCGCAUGGUUCGGUCGGUGAAGUGUGCAUUGGCUUCGCUAUCGGUCGAACGCAAACCUAACGAGGAAGUUUUGGGCACGUUGCUGGUGGAAGCUGAGUCGAUGGUAAAUUCGAGGCCGUUGACCUACAUGCCGCUGCAAACUUCGGAGCAUGCGGCACUUACUCCGAACUGUUUUCUCAUGCUGAGUACUAGCGGGGUGAACCAGCCUCCAACCCAGCUUGUGGACGAUAGGCAGACUCUUUACACCAGUUGGUUCCUGUGCCAACGAUUGCUGGACCAAUUCUGGACGCGCUGGGUAAAGGAGUACCUACCCACAAUCACCAGACGAACCAAGUGGUUCGUUGACACCAAGCCGGUUUCUGCCGGUGAUCUAGUGGUCAUCGUGGACGAUCGAGUCCGUAACAGAUGGAUAAGGGGACAAGUCCUACGCGUGUUCCCUGGACGAGAUGGCAGAUGUCGCAGCGCCAACGUACAGACAGCAACUGGUGUACUGCGACGUCCGGUGGCAAAACUAGCCGUCCUAGAUGUUGCUGGUAAUGCUCGAGAGGACACGGAGCAAUACGGGUCGGGGAAUGUUCAGGACGGCGCCAUAUCGACCGAAUAA
Messenger RNA from Aedes albopictus (Asian tiger mosquito), 4464 nucleotides. RefSeq lists its product as uncharacterized. Lineage: Eukaryota; Metazoa; Arthropoda; Insecta; Diptera; Culicidae. Gene Ontology annotation, molecular function: nucleic acid binding. Gene Ontology annotation, biological process: DNA integration. The transcript has a single exon. The record is from RefSeq and is a predicted model, not a curated record. Bases 1 to 4464 code for a protein of 1487 amino acids.